Ictalurus furcatus (blue catfish) is the source of this 2180-nucleotide messenger RNA. RefSeq names its product relaxin family peptide receptor 3.2b (gene rxfp3.2b). The transcript has a single exon. Gene Ontology annotation, biological process: immune response; G protein-coupled receptor signaling pathway. The coding region runs from base 1 to 1194 and encodes 397 amino acids. Lineage: Eukaryota; Metazoa; Chordata; Actinopteri; Siluriformes; Ictaluridae. Gene Ontology annotation, molecular function: G protein-coupled receptor activity. Gene Ontology annotation, cellular component: membrane. The record is from RefSeq and is a predicted model, not a curated record.
AUGGAGAGGAACGACACGGCGCCGGGCGGCGCGUGCGAGAGCGAGCUGGAAUGCCGAGCUGCGCUGGAUAACUGCACUGGCGCUUUGGACGCAAAUCUUUCCGUGCGCUGCUGGCUGUAUCUGCUGACCAAGGAGUAUGACUCGGGGCUACAGGGCGACCCCUCGAGCCUGGCGUUGCGCGUUACGAUUGCGCUCGUGUACACGGUGGUGUGCGCGCUGGGGCUGGUGGGAAACACGCUGGCACUCUACCUGCUCCACUCGCGCCACCCGCAGAAGCAGAGCUCUAUCGAUUGCUUGGUUAUGGGCUUGGCCUUUACUGACCUGCAGUUUGUGCUCACACUGCCCUUCUGGGCCGUAGACACAGUUAUGGACUUUCGCUGGCCCUUUGGUCGCGUCAUGUGCAAAAUCGUAAGUUCUGUGACCACCAUGAAUAUGUACGCCAGCGUGUUCUUCCUCACCAGCAUGAGUGUGGCCCGAUACUACUCCAUCACAUCAUCGCUGAAGAUGCAUGGACACCGGUCAGCUGUGAUCAAGGCCAAGUGGGUCAGUGUAGCCAUCUGGGCUGUGUCACUCCUAGCCACACUGCCACAUGCUGUCUACUCUACCAUCGCCCAGGUGGCACCAGAUGAGGAGCUGUGCCUUGUCCGCUUCCCGGAGUCAGGCAGCUGGGAUCCCCAGCAGCUUUUGGGCCUGUACCAGUUGCAGAAGGUGCUGCUGGGAUUUGUCAUCCCACUGGGGGUGAUCACGCUGUGCUACCUGCUGCUCCUUCGCUUCGUGAUGAGCCGCAGGAUCCUUGGCAGCGUAAGCCCCGAGACUGAGCAGGGUCGCAACAAGCGUCGGUCCAAAGUCACAAAAUCGGUUGUGAUUGUGGUACUCUCCUUCUUUCUCUGCUGGCUGCCUAAUCAGGCACUCACGCUCUGGGCCGUGCUCAUUAAGUUUGAUAUGGUACCCUUCAGCAACGCCUUUUACAAUGCCCAGGCCUAUGCCUUCCCACUCUCAGUGUGUCUGGCGCACACCAACAGCUGCCUCAACCCGGUGCUCUACUGCCUCAUCCGCAGAGAGUUCCGUGCUGGACUCAAGGAGCUAGUGAUUAGGGCCACACCAUCUUACCGCAGCUUGGCACAGCUGCUCCCCCGAAAGGCCAAAGUGGCAGAGGCACCCACCGUUUUAGUGUUAGUGCAGAUGGAUGUCUGAAGAAAAAAAAAGACUCAACCUGGCUGACGUUCCAGUACACAUCUGCACAGACAAACAAGCCCUUUGAAGCUGUUGUUGUUUUUAAAUCUUUGUUUCUGUGUGAUAGACUGGAUCAGACAUGAGGAAUCCCUUGUGGAGCAUGCCCCAGAUUCUUUUGCACUUUUUGUGCUCUUUAUUUCAUCCAUUUCCCUUGACUGUGUGAUCUCUGAUCUUGUUUUUGGCAUGCACAUUUGGUCUGCAGUUCAGGGACAUUUCUAUUCACCUUCAUUUUAUUGGUGCACUUUAAAGAUUUCUUCAAGGACAUCCUUCAGAGGAACUAUAAAUGAUACAUUUGUGUGGUUAAAGAUGUGAUGUGAGCAGAAGUGCAAGCAGCAGUUCUACAAUGCCUGACUAUAUCAUGAGAGAUAAGAAAGGGAAAAAAAAUGUCUGUCUGAUGCACAACCUUAGAUGGUUAAUUGCAAAAUCUAAAAUGCCCUUGCAGAAAUAUCCUCAGUGCAAUCCUGAUAUAUGUGUAAAUACGAAUCUUUACAAAUUGCAAGUUGUUAAUUCAGUGUAUGUAAAACAAAUGUUUAUAAUAAGUGUAAAAUUAUGAAAAUUAAAUAAAAACAGUAAAACGAAUAAACAUGAUUGCUGUUAUCAACAGUUCUGUAUUCUGAUUCUUCACCUUUAACACAAAUAUAUUCCUAAUCUAGAGCAUGCAAUGAUAUGAUCUUUGUCAGAUUAUUAAUGAUUGUAUAGGUUAUUACACAUACACUAAUAAGUGUCUUACAGAAAAGUUUAUGAGUGUUAUGAUUAUUCCAAACUUAUAACCUAAUAUCUUACGUGUCCAUGAUUGUGCCGGGGCAAAGUGGUUGCUUAAUUCCUGUUUCUGUAUAUAUUGACUGAUUGAGUGGAACGUGUCUAUUGGAAUCACACAAAGGACACUUUACUCUGAUGAAGGACUUUGAUAAGUGAAUGUGACAACAGAUCCAGAUGCACAAAUUGCA